This is a messenger RNA of Pundamilia nyererei, 2485 nucleotides long. RefSeq names its product atlastin-2. The transcript is spliced from 14 exons. The record is from RefSeq and is a predicted model, not a curated record. The coding region runs from base 35 to 1777 and encodes 580 amino acids. Lineage: Eukaryota; Metazoa; Chordata; Actinopteri; Cichliformes; Cichlidae. Gene Ontology annotation, molecular function: GTPase activity; GTP binding.
AGAGCGGUCUGCCGAUAUUUGCGGGUUAAGAAAGAUGGCGGCUGAGAAGAGCAGGUUGAAACAGCGGAGUCAUAAAAGCAGCAUAUUUAAAGAAGGUGGCCACAGUUUUAAAUCAUGCGCAUCCCAGAUGAGGUGUGAAGAGGAGGACUAUGACCUGCUGGAGGAGGAAGAGGAGGAGAAAGUGGGCAGGCCCCAGCCUGUGCAGAUUGUAGUGGCAAAUGAGGAGGAGCAUUCAUUCUUCCUGCAGGAGCAGGUGCUGGAGCAACUGCUGCUGCAGAAGAAGGUCCAGGACCUCCAUGUGGUCGUCGUCUCUGUGGCUGGAGCUUUUCGCAAGGGCAAAUCCUUCCUGCUCGACUUUAUGCUUCGUUACAUGUACAAACAGUCAUCUGAUUCGUGGCUCGGCGGUGUGGAGGAACCUCUGACCGGCUUCACUUGGCGGGGUGGUUGUGAACGGGAGACCACGGGCAUCCAGGCGUGGAGCGAUGUGUUUGUAGUGGAGAAACCAGAUCACAGCAAGGUUGCAGUUCUACUAAUAGACACACAGGGAGCGUUUGACAGCCAGUCUACCGUUAAAGACUGUGCCACACUAUUUGCCUUGAGCACCAUGACCAGCUCUGUGCAGGUGUACAACCUUUCCCAGAAUGUUCAGGAAGAUGACCUUCAGCAUCUCCAGCUCUUCACUGAAUAUGGACGACUGGCCAUGGAGGAAGUCUAUGAGAAACCCUUUCAGAGACUGAUGUUCCUAAUCAGAGAUUGGAGUUACCCAUAUGAACAUCCAUACGGCCUGGAGGGAGGGCGGGGCUUCUUGGAUAAACGAUUGCAGGUGAAACAGAACCAACACGAGGAGCUCCAGAAUGUCCGCAGACACAUCCACUCCUGCUUCUCCAAAAUCAGCUGUUUCUUGUUGCCUCACCCUGGCCUCAAGGUGGCCACCAAUCCUCAUUUCGAUGGGCGGCUCACAGAUAUUGAUGGGGACUUCCAGAAGGAGCUGCUGAACCUCGUUCCAGCGCUGCUUGCUCCAGAAAAUCUAGUGGAAAAAGAGAUUGGAGGAGUCAAAAUUACCUGCAGAGAUCUGCUGCACUAUUUCAAAGCCUACAUGAAGAUCUAUCAGGGAGAGGAACUCCCUCAUCCCAAAUCAAUGCUCCAGGCAACAGCUGAAGCAAAUAACCUUGCAGCUGUAGCAGGAUCCAAAGACAUAUACAACAAAAGCAUGGAGCAGAUCUGUGGUGGAGACAAACCAUACAUUUCCCCAGCAGAGUUAGAGCGCCGUCAUGUGGAGCUACGGCAGGCUUCCGUGCGGUGCUUCCGCUCUGUCAAGAAGAUGGGCGGAGAAGAUUUCUGCCGGCGCUACCAGGAGAAGCUGGAGGCAGAACUCGAUGAGGCCUAUGCCAACUUCAGCAAGCAGAAUGAUGGAAAGAACAUCUUCUACGCUGCACGGACGCCCGCCACACUCUUUGCUGUCAUGUUUGUCAUGUACAUAGUGUCAGUUGUCACCGGCUUUGUGGGCAUUAGCUCUGUGGCCACGCUGUGCAACCUGGUGAUGGGAUUGGCUCUGACAGCACUCUGCAUCUGGGCCUAUGUUAAAUACUCUGGAGAGUUUCGCGAGGUCGGAGGAUUCAUUGACCAGGUGGCUGAAACCCUCUGGGAACAGAGGACUCCACGAAAGAUCUUCUCCAAAGUCUUUGAGGUGGCCCGAAGUCGAGUCCUGUUUGGAAGCUUUAUCCCAACACCACGGCCCCGGCUCACCUCCAACAACAACAUCAAGAAGAAAAAUUAGCAGCACACCAUGUUUUCCCUGUCAUGUUGGGUUUUUUUUCCUCUCCCCCUCUCUCUUCCCUUUUCCUGUCACAUCCACCUUCUGCCCUGUUUUAAAAUGAUUUGAAAUGUAUAAAUAGAUUGGUUUUUUGGAUAUAGAUGAUGGUUCCUCGCCAUGCUGGCUGUGGGUUUAAGGGCACGCUGUAGUUCUGAACAAAGUGGUAUGAUGUAUUUUAUUCUCAACGAGGGUUAUGAUUCUUAGUGUGGGUGGCCAUUCUUACACCAUUAUACCAGGUGUGGUUACCUGUCAAAUAAUGACUGCACAUUAUUAAUCCCCGUUUAUCUGAAUGUAUGUAUGAAGAGCAUGUCACCAGACCCUCCUCACUUCUCUCUUUGCGGUACUUCCUCUUGUCUUCAUCAGGUUUCUGUGUCGCUGGGCGGCAAUACAAAUAGUUGUCACAACCAAAGUUUACAGUGUUACUCGUAGAAACUCUCUUAGUGUUUCUUGUGACUCUGCUGAACAUAUAUCAGCCAUAAAAACUUUCAAUCCACAUUAUGUAGGGUGUAUACAAUAAAAUAACCCUGUGACAUGAACAAACAUGAUUUCAGGUCAGGGCUCCAACCAGUUCUCUUCAUUAUUAAGUGAUUUUUAAAGUCUUACUUCAAUUGAACCUUUUCUGAAAAAGAUGGAAAUGACAGUUAUGCAGCAAUUUGUUUGUUUUUUUGUUUU